Messenger RNA from Aspergillus pseudoviridinutans, 975 nucleotides. RefSeq lists its product as uncharacterized. Bases 1 to 975 code for a protein of 324 amino acids. The transcript has a single exon. The record is from RefSeq and is a predicted model, not a curated record. NCBI's taxonomy places the organism in Eukaryota, Fungi, Ascomycota, Eurotiomycetes, Eurotiales, Aspergillaceae.
AUGUCCACAAACAAAAAAAUCAUCGUCAUCACCGGCGCAACAGGAAUCCAAGGCUCCGCCGUCGCAAACACCUUCCUGCCCCUCCCAACCUGGCAUGUCCGCGUCAUAACCCGCACGCCCUCGUCCCCCGCCGCGCGCGCCCUCGCCGCCGCCGGCGCAGAAGUUGUACAAGCUGAUCUCUCCGACCUCGAUUCCCUCCGCCGCGCCUUCAAAGACGCAACAGCCCUCUUCCUUAACACCGACUUCUGGGGGCCUUACCGCGCUACACGGGACACCGCGCUCGCAUACGAAACGGAGAUCAUGCACGGGCGGAACGCGGCCAUCGCUGCCGGGGAGGUGUCCUCCUUACAGAGACUGGUGUAUUCUACGCUCCCUGGGAUGAAGGAGCUAUCUGGGGGGAAGUACGCGCAUGCGCACCACUGCGACACGAAGGCGGAGAUAGUAAAGAUUCUGCAGGGAGAGCCGGGUUUAAGCGGGAAGGUGUCGUUUUUGGUGUUGGGGGCUUAUGCGACGAAUGCGCUUUUUUUGCCAAGGGUGGUUGCGGCUGGCGAGGGGAAGAGGGUGUUACGGUUCACUAUUCCUGGGAAGAAGACGCUACGGGUGCCGAUUAUUGCGGCGGAGAGUUCGACGGGGGAGUUUGUUAGGGCGAUGAUUGAAAGUGAGAGUGGGAAGUGGGUGUUGGGGUGUGAUAGCUACCUGUCCAUGGGGGAGGUGGUGGAUGUGUGGAAGAGGGUGACUGGGUGGGAGGCUGAGGUCGAGGAGCUGGAGGUGCGGGAGAUGCAUGAGCGGUUUAAGAUUCCGUGGGAGGUUCUGGAUGCGCCGCAGUUUAUGGCCGAGUUUGGGUAUACGGGCUCGCUCGAGGUGAUGAUGCCUAAGCAGCUGGGGAUACGGACAAAGUCGUUUGAGGAGUGGCUGGCGGGCAGGAACUGGGAGGAAAUGAUCAUGAAAGCGCAAAAGGAGCUAGCUGAUAUAUAA